This is a messenger RNA of Penicillium riverlandense, 309 nucleotides long. RefSeq lists its product as uncharacterized. The transcript has a single exon. The record is from RefSeq and is a predicted model, not a curated record. Bases 1 to 309 code for a protein of 102 amino acids. Lineage: Eukaryota; Fungi; Ascomycota; Eurotiomycetes; Eurotiales; Aspergillaceae.
AUGCCUUCCUCAAAAACUGACACCUCGCUGCGCUUCCCGGAAGCCGACGAGCAGAAGCGUCGCCUGCGUAACGUCACCCAGGACCAGAAAUCGGCCGCACGCUCGCAGGCCCAGACCCAGACCGGCCAGCAGAAAUCCGAGAGCAGCACCACUUGGGGCCCUGAACAGCUGCUGAGUACUCACAUGAACUCCUCGGGCGACCCGGUGCCUGACCCGGUGUCCUUUGGCAACGGAUCCAAGGCAAAGAAAAACAAGGUGACGGACGAGGAUGCGGAUCUGUUCGAGGCGAUGACUGCGGAGUUUGAUUAG